Trypanosoma theileri is the source of this 2211-nucleotide messenger RNA. RefSeq lists its product as uncharacterized. The transcript has a single exon. NCBI's taxonomy places the organism in Eukaryota, Euglenozoa, Kinetoplastea, Trypanosomatida, Trypanosomatidae. The record is from RefSeq and is a predicted model, not a curated record. The coding region runs from base 1 to 2211 and encodes 736 amino acids. Gene Ontology annotation, molecular function: protein binding.
AUGGAAGGAACAACAUCGCCACCUACAAUCAUCACAACGGAUGUGAUCAAAAAAAUAUGUGUGCAACUCGGGUAUUACCGCAAUCCUGUUUGUAAUGAUAAGUUGUAUCUACACCGUAAAGGCUUUGAAGGUAUUGAUGAUGACGCCUUUACACCAUACACAGAUGUGAGAGUGUUGUGGCUGGAAAGCAACGCACUCAGUCACAUAGCUUGUGGAAAAGAUAGCCGACGUAUUACAGUUAAACCCACAGAAGGAAAAGGAGAAGAAACAGAGGUGGUUGAAGUAAAUGAAGGAAAGAGUAUCUCAACAAGUGGAAUAUCAAAGAGUGCAUAUGUAGAUUGUUAUGGGGAUUGGAAAAAAGCGCCUAUUCGUCAAGUUAAAGAGGAUAGAGGUCCAAAUGUUGAUGAUGCUCUUGCUGCAGCUCUUGCCGCUGCUACUACUACUACUACUACUACUACUAAUAAUAAUAAUAAUAAUAAUAAUAAUAAUAAUAAUAAUGAUAAUGUCAAUGAAGAACGGACGGAUAAAGAGGCUGAAGUAUCCAGCAAAUCAUCACGUAAAGGAUCAGAAAUUGUGAAGGAUGUAUUUAAUUCACUUUACCCCACACUUCGACAGUUGUACCUUCAUAACAAUCUUCUGCGUGAGAUGCCAGACUUAAGUGGUUUUCAACGACUUGAUUCUGUGAAUCUUUCCAACAACUUUAUACAGUCUGUACGAGCACACUGUGCUGAGUUUAACAUGAAGGCCGCACAGUAUGAGGAAUCACGGCAUGAAAAAGCCAAAAAACUCUUAGCGAACUCUAAGAGUAUGCAGAAUGAACUCCGUUCCAGAGGAGUUGAAGAAGAGAAGAUUCUGAGUGAGAAAAGCCGACAAGAAGAAGAACAUCAAGAACGAGAAGUACAACAUCAACCACAUCAAGAACAGGAUGAAAGUUUACAAGAACACCAACACCAACAACACCAACAACAAACAAUAUGGGAAGAGAAGGAACAUGGAGAAAACAAAGAUUUGUUUAAACCGAGGAACUUAACAGAGUGUGGUUCAUGGAGUUCAUCAUCUCCUCCACUUCAUUCCACUACGCCUGUUCCAAUCAAUGAUGACCCUACUGCUAUUACUCUUACUCCUACCUCUAAUAACAACAGCACUACAGAGGCUCCUUCACGCCAGGAGGCAUUGGAUGUUUGGCGUAAUCGCGUUAUUGCCUAUACACAGUUCUGCCCACACACACCACUUAAUGUCGCGGAAGAUGGAAAGAUCUCUGAUGAUGUGCCGGAGAAACACCGCAAUCCCUGCAGUUCUCUGCGUACUGUUAAUCUCAGUGGUAAUCGCCUUCGCUUUGCGUCUGAUCUGCUGGCGCUGCUCUGCUGCCACAACCUCGCCGUGUUGGAUCUCAGCCACAACCAACUCGAUGAUGGCGAGGCGGUGCUGAUGGUGUUGGAGCGACUCCCGCGUCUCCGCUCGCUGCGGCUCUCCGGCAAUCCGCUCGUGCGCACACUGCCGAGAUACCGCAAGACUGUACUCGCCCGCUGUGCGGAACUCAUGCAUUUGGACGACCGCCCGGUGUUUGCGGCCGAGCGCCGACUGGUGACGGCGUGGGCGCAGGGCGGCGAGGAGGCGGAGCGGGUGGAGCGAAUGCAAAUGCGGCGAGAGGCGGAGAGUGAACACCUGCGGCGACUGGAGGACUUUCGCGCGAUGGUGCGACGAUCACGUUAUCUCAGUGAUGGCAGCAGCGGCAGUGGUGAGAAUAUUUUUUACAAUAAUCACAAUAUGAACAGUCGUAAUAAUAAUAAUAAUAAUAAUAAUAAUAGUAAUAAUAAUAAUAAUAAUAAUAAUAAUUUAAGUUAUACUGGUAACAACGACAACAGCAGUACGAGUGUACGAACCCAGACGGAUGGAGUCACAACAGAUACAAGAGAAGCAAUGUCAAUGUCUGGGGAAAUAAGGGAGCGUGGGCAAAUAUUUGUAACCAAUGAAUACAAUGAUGACGAUGAGCCAACAAGCUCUGAAACCAGCGAAAACGAUGAUGAUAAUGAUAAUAUCCACACAGUGGCUCACGAGAGAAUUCAGAAUGAAAAUGGAUUACAAUCACCACCACCAACACAAGUGCAACGUUCAAGAGCUCAAGGAUAUGUACAACAAGAACAAAGUGAUGUGGACCGUGAUGAUGAUGAAGAGACUGCAAUUUACAUCCCACUAGGAGCUGAUAGAUAG